Messenger RNA from Mugil cephalus (flathead mullet), 2868 nucleotides. RefSeq names its product ELOVL fatty acid elongase 8b (gene elovl8b). Gene Ontology annotation, biological process: fatty acid elongation, saturated fatty acid; fatty acid elongation, monounsaturated fatty acid; sphingolipid biosynthetic process. Gene Ontology annotation, molecular function: fatty acid elongase activity. The record is from RefSeq and is a predicted model, not a curated record. Lineage: Eukaryota; Metazoa; Chordata; Actinopteri; Mugiliformes; Mugilidae. Gene Ontology annotation, cellular component: endoplasmic reticulum membrane. Bases 284 to 1075 code for a protein of 263 amino acids. The transcript is spliced from 8 exons.
CUGAGCGCGCGUCCGCCGCCGCUGCUCUAGGGACACACAUCCCGACCAGGAAACCGAUUCUGACACGAGACCCCCGGUAGUUUCUCCAACAAGUUACUCGAGUGGCAGACAUCUCCACACUGUGCCAUCGCGUGCUGCCCGUUUUGUUGGCUCUGUUGCAGCCGUGGACUGCUUUCAUUCAUUUAUAACAGGACGUUGAACUUUGUUUCUGGCAAACAGUCUCAGCGUCCAAAGGUUUCAGAGCUGUCACUGACGCUGGCUGCUCAAGCAGGACUUUCUAGAGAUGGCUUCAGCAUGGCAGCGCGUCCUGUCUGCGCACCAGAGCAUAGUGGAAAAUGGAGAUAAGAGGACAGACCCGUGGCUGCUGGUCUACUCCCCCGUCCCGGUGGCCCUCAUCUUCUUGGUCUACCUCGGUGUGGUCUGGGCCGGCCCUCGCCUGAUGAAACACAGACAACCCGUCGACAUCAGAGCCGUUCUCAUCGUUUACAACUUCUCCAUGGUUGGCCUGUCGGCGUACAUGUGCUACGAGUUUCUGGUGUCGGCCUGGCUGGCAAACUACAGCUUCCUGUGCCAGCCGGUGGAUUACAGCACCAGUCCACUCGCCCUAAGGAUGGCCAGUGCGUGCUGGUGGUUCUUCUUCUCUAAGGUCAUAGAGCUCAGCGACACGCUCUUCUUCAUCCUCAGGAAGAAGAACAAUCAGCUGACCUUCCUUCAUGUUUACCAUCACGGCACCAUGAUCUGCAACUGGUGGAUGGGAAUCAAGUAUGUGGCCGGGGGACAGUCGUUCUUCAUCGGCAUGGUCAACAGCUUUGUUCACGUAGUGAUGUACUCCUACUACGGCCUGGCGGCCCUCGGCCCUCACAUGCAGAAGUACUUGUGGUGGAAGCGCUACCUGACGUCCUUCCAGCUGGUGCAGUUUGGGCUGUUCCUCCUGCACACCGGCUACAACCUGUUCACGGAAUGCGACUUCCCGGACACCAUGAACCUGUUCGUGUUCAGUUACUGCGUCACCCUCAUCGUCCUCUUCAGUAACUUCUACUACCAAAGCUACGUGAGCAGGAGGAAGCAGAAGUGAGGUUUUAGAUGUAAUCAAGCACACAGAAGCUUCACAGCUGGCACAGCUGGCACGAUGGUGUGUGUCUGCUGGAGGGAUUUUAGUCAAUGAACGAAGCUCUGUAACAUCUAUCGGCGUCCACUAGAGGGCACAACUAGCCCACUUUAUAAUGGUUUUUCUCAUGGUGCUCAUGGUCAACUUUCAGUCAAACUCCAACACUGAAAAAAAAGAAAAAAGACAAAAAAAAAACUCACACUUACACACACAUAAAAACAAAACACAACUGAAGCCAAAAUCAAGUGGACUUGUAAAGCGUUCUUGAAGACGUUUCAGCGCUCGUUCCAAGUAGCUUCUAAGUUUGAGUCACUCUGACGAGCGGUGAAAAGUCCAUUUGCUUUUUGCUUCAGUUGUACUGUGACCUGGAUGGCUGAGAAUCGUCACGCCCAUGCACAGUUAUUAGCCGAACGGGUAUUCUGACCAAAUGAUUAUUUGUACGCACAUUUUCCAACCAUAUAAACUUGACUGCUUAUAGAAUUUAGCCAUCCGUAUGUGAAUAAGACUGCAUAUAUACAAGCAUGUGAUGCGUAUUCAUGUGAAGGGAGCGUUAAAUGAAGGUGUUCUUUACCUCAUGUGAAAUAGGCCAAACAUUAGAUUUAACUGACACUGAAUGGUCACAAAUUGUCAAAUUCCUAAACUGCUUAAUUUCUGGAAAUUUAAAUGAUUUAUUGCGAGUAGUGACCAGGGUGCAAAACAAACAAACACACAAAAAAAAAAACAGAAGAAGAAGAAAAGGCUUAAAUAGAAAUUAAACUUGAAACCAUCAGGCACAAUGAAUUUAAGGAGGCUCCACUACAGGCUGCUAUCAUUAAAAAUGAACAAGCUGGAGCUUUUAGAUUUGAAAGUGGACAGAAAAUGAAUUCUCAAAGCUACUACCGAUGUCUAGAAGAUACUUUUAUUGUUGAGUGUUAAAGGAACAAUCCUGCACUAGUAAAGGUCUUUAAAGGCUGAAUGAUGACUGAAUAAUAACCUGGACAUCACCUGGUUUACGUCCUACUGAGAUCCUCUCAUACGUGGUAUUAACAGUUAGAGAAAAGCACUUGGGAGAGUGAUCUUAAACAGCUCUUAAUAAGAAGGUGGAUACUGUCAUCAUUGAGUAUUUCUGUCAUUGUGAUUUUUUUUAUACUAAUAUUGAGAAGUGAGUCUCGACAAACUAUUUGAAAUGCAUUUGCCUUUUGUUAAAUAUUUGCUUAGUUAAACAUUGAGAGGUUUGAGUUUCGAAACAUUUAAAAUGAAUCCCGAGUCCUAUAAAGUGAACUUUUUCUUUUUUAAAAAAAAAAAAAAAAGAGGCAUUACGUGAUCAUUCAAUUAUUUAUUUCAUAAACUGAGAAAUGACAAACAUUCAAAUUCUUGGUGUAAACAAACUGUACAUUUUAUACACAUAAUAAUAAAGUAGGUUGGUUUGUCUGCAUUACUGCAGAAUUAAUGAGCCCAAACAUUCAUCCAGAGAUAAAUCCAAAAAGAAAAAAAACAAAAAACAAAAACACAAGACACAGAAAUGCAUUUUUUCCACUGCUAAAACAUCACAGCAAAAAAAUUAUAUAUUCUUUUCUACACUUCAAUCUAAAACAGAUUGAAAGAUGAAGGUUAGAGAGAGAAAAAAUGACUUUUCAUUUAUGGUCCAUCCUGUUUGUAGCGUUUGAAGAUAUUUAAAGCUGUCUGAUGUACUGUAUGUUUGCAAGUUUUAGCACCAGUUUUUUGUAACAAAUUCAAAUCCUGUGUACAUGGUGGCCAAUAAAAAUGUGAUCAUGAAUCUA